GGAAAGGAGAAUGAAUAAAAGUAGAAACAGAUGCAGUUGGAAAAACAGGAUUAUUACCAAAAAUCCCUGAAGAAAAAAAAAAGGAAGGAUUUCUUACAAAGACCCCAGAUGGAUACACUCUAACAUGAUUUUUGUGUUCUCGAGUAGCACACAGCAUUUUGAACCCCACACAUAGAUUGCUCAUGAUAGCACUAACAAAAACUACUGUUGUGACUUACACCUGAGCUAAACCCCCUCAGGUGUGUCAUAAUACCUGCAUUUCUUUCUGAUUUCAGCUGCUCCUUAAUUGUUUUUUAUGGCUACCUAGGGGCACAAAGGAGAUUUUGAUCAAUAUGACAUAGCCCUUUUUUAUAAAUAAUACAAUAUUACCAACUAUGGAGUAGCUGUACCUGUAGGAACGGAUAAAAAUGAAUAUUGGCAUGUCUAUCUAUAUAGAUUGCCCAUUAAGUAGAAACAGAUUUAGUAGAAAUGCACCUACUGUAUGUAAAAUGCUGGUACAGAUUUUUUUUCCCCCUAUCAGUCUAACCUUCUGUGUUGAUACAUGAAUGCUGGUACCCACUUACAGGGAUGCCAGAUGAUCAGUGCAGAAUGAAGGUCCCAGGAGAAAGGAUCACAUGGUUUUCUCUGCCCUGUGACGUCACUAGCAGAUGGCAUGGGUACCAGCUCUGGCAGUUGGCAUCAAUGUCACUUUUUAGAGAUCAAUGAGAUAGUGCAGAGAUACACAGAUCUAGACUCCAGGAGACGAUGCGACAUUCAGACUGAAAAGAUUUGGAAGGAAAAAAAUGAAAACUGAGUUUUGAAUGAAAAAAAGCUAAGGUAACUUAAGAUUAUAGAACCAUGCUAACACUACCAUUUGAUGAGUCUGUUGUAAUGCCAGAAUCCCAGAUGUGCAGAAAGUUUUCCAGAGAAAGUGAGGACCAAAAGCAAAUUAAGAAGCCAGAAAGCUUUUCCAAGCAGAUUGUGCUCCGAGGAAAGAAUAUCAAAAGGGCCACUGGUGAAGACACAGAAAAAGAAGAGGAGGAAGAAGACAGAGAGGAGGAGGAUGAGAAUGGUUUGCCUAGAAGGAGGGGCCUUAGGAAGAAAAAGACAACCAAGAUAAGAGUGGAAAGGGUCAAAUUCAGGCGGCAAGAAGCCAAUGCUAGAGAAAGGAACAGGAUGCAUGGCCUUAAUGAUGCUCUGGACAAUUUAAGAAAAGUGGUCCCUUGUUAUUCAAAAACACAGAAACUGUCUAAAAUAGAAACUUUAAGACUAGCCAAAAACUAUAUUUGGGCUCUUUCUGAAAUCCUGCGUAUUGGCAAGAGACCCGACCUGCUCACGUUCGUCCAAAACUUGUGCAAAGGUCUAUCCCAGCCAACUACAAAUUUGGUGGCCGGGUGCCUGCAGCUGAAUGCCAGAAGUUUCUUGAUGGGCCAGACAGGGGAAACUGCCCAUCACACAAGGUCACCAUAUUCCAGUUUCUAUCCUCCCUAUCACAGUCCUGAGCUCAGCACUCCCCCGGGACAUGGAACUCUUGACAAUUCCAAGUCUAUGAAACCCUACAAUUACUGCAGUGCUUAUGAAUCCUUCUAUGAAAGCACUUCCCCUGAGUGUGCCAGCCCACAGUUUGAAGGUCCCUUAAGUCCUCCCCCAAUUAACUAUAAUGGGAUUUUUUCCCUGAAGCAAGAAGAUGCCUUGGACUAUGGCAAAAAUUACAAUUAUGGCAUGCAUUACUGUGCAGUGCCACCCAGGGGUCCCCUUGGGCAGAGCUCCAUGUUCAGGUUGCCUACCGAGAGCCACUUCCCUUACGACUUACAUCUGCGCAGCCAGUCUCUCACCAUGCAAGAUGAAUUAAAUGCAGUUUUUCAUAAUUAAUGAGGAAAAUGAAAAUAAACAGUGGUCACUCACCUCCCCAUCUAAUUAAGAUAAAGCAGAUGCUUGUGCACUGCAUAAUGGGCACAACUCUAUUUAACGUGUUUACUAGUUUCUAAAGUGUGUUUCAACUAUUGUGGGAAUUUUCUAUGUACUAAUAAAUCCUUUUUCUUAUACGUAUUUUUCCUUUUGUUUUUUGUCUGUAAACACUGUGAGAUUGUUUCUUACAAGAGGUUUAUUUUAUUCUUUUUGUCCACCCUAUUCGCUUGAUUCAUUGAACAGUGUGUCUAAACAAUAUAAUUGACGUAAACGCAUACACACUGUCUAAAGUCAAUGUCUGUUUUAAUUGUACAGUACCUAUACAAAUGCAUGUUAUUAAAAUCAAAUAAGUGAAAUGAUGUAUUUAUAAUUAUUAGAAAUUAUAUAUUAUGUAUUUGAGAAGAACUGGAAUUUUAAAAAUUAUUCAGAAUUUUAAAAGAACUGUCCCUAAAUUGAGAUGGUCUUACGAGAUGCAGAGGAGUUAGUGCAGCAAUAUUUAAAGCUAUGCAAAAAAUAUUUUCUUUGAUUUUGGAGGGGAAUUGUUUUAUUCUCGGGCACAAAAAAUAUCGGUGAUCACCUCUGAGAAUUAUUCCGCAUAAAAUUUGGGGUGUUUGCUGAUAGGAGUUAUAUAACAUUUUAGACGAUGUUGUCAAAAUUUUGCAUUAGUUAUUUUAACAUAAUAAUACAAUGGUAUCAGCACUUUUUUGUAUUAUCCUGACUUCAGAUGUAAGGGUUUGUUAUGACAAUGUAUUACUGUGGUUUUUUCACUACAUAUUUUAAAUGCGAUUAAACAUACAUGUCUCCACUCAUAAAGUACAUCUAUU
Pelodiscus sinensis (Chinese soft-shelled turtle) is the source of this 2711-nucleotide messenger RNA. RefSeq names its product neuronal differentiation 6 (gene NEUROD6). Gene Ontology annotation, cellular component: nucleus. Gene Ontology annotation, biological process: sensory organ development; axon development; nervous system development. NCBI's taxonomy places the organism in Eukaryota, Metazoa, Chordata, Testudines, Trionychidae. Gene Ontology annotation, molecular function: protein dimerization activity; E-box binding; DNA-binding transcription factor activity, RNA polymerase II-specific. The record is from RefSeq and is a predicted model, not a curated record.